AUGUCUCGCCCUGCACACAGAAGACCAGAAUACCAUAAAAUAAACAAAGAUCUCUUUGUCCUCACCUAUGGAGCUCUGGUUGCUCAACUGUGUAAGGAUUAUGAGAAAGAUGAAGAUGUAAAUAAAUAUUUAGAUAAAAUGGGAUAUGGCAUUGGAACACGGCUGGUGGAAGACUUUCUGGCUCGGUCUUGUGUGAGGCGAUGCCACAGUUAUUUGGAAAUUACAGACAUAAUUGCCCAGGUCGCUUUCAAGAUGUACUUGGGGAUUACACCAAGUGUGACCUGUAACAAUUCAAGCAGAACUGCAUUUUCCCUGAUUCUAGACAAGAAUCCUCUGGUGGAGUUUGUGGAAGAGCUCCCCGCUGGGCGGUCCUCUCUGUGCUACUGCAAUCUACUCUGUGGGAUUAUCCGAGGUGCCCUGGAAAUGGUUCAUUUGGUUGCUGAUGUUACAUUCUUGCAAGAUAGACUAAAAGGCGACAGUGUGACGGAAAUAGGAAUAACAUUCCUGAAAAAGCUAGAUGAGAAAAAAUACAGACGGAAAAAAUGAAGAAAAGGAUGCAAAAUG
Molossus molossus (Pallas's mastiff bat) is the source of this 564-nucleotide messenger RNA. It is a transcript of the gene TRAPPC3L, whose product is annotated as trafficking protein particle complex 3 like. Gene Ontology annotation, biological process: intra-Golgi vesicle-mediated transport; endoplasmic reticulum to Golgi vesicle-mediated transport. Gene Ontology annotation, cellular component: cis-Golgi network membrane; cytosol; TRAPP complex. Bases 1 to 546 code for a protein of 181 amino acids. The transcript has 5 exons. The record is from RefSeq and is a predicted model, not a curated record. Lineage: Eukaryota; Metazoa; Chordata; Mammalia; Chiroptera; Molossidae.